UAGUCUGGCAGCCCUCAGUUAGAGUCAUGCCCUCGAACGAACGGUCAAAUGUUUAUGUAAACUUUGUGACAAGUGAAUAGUGUUUCAAAAUAGUUUCGCGUCGCGUAAAUUGCAACAAACCGUAGUAUAAUAAUUUUUUAAUGACCACUAAUUGACCGUAAAAGUUUUAUCCUCGUUUCAUAGAAGUUUUAAAACAAAAAAAUAGUGCAGCUGUUUUGUGAUCGUGCUUCGGAAACAUUUUUUUUACAUUGUUUACUUUGUGUAUGUGUAGUUGAAUAAAAUGUUACAAAUAUUGCGGUUGUGAACACGUGCCAAAAAACUUAAAAUUAAAAAUGUCGUUUAAAAAAACGAAAUAAUGAUAUCGCAAUCAAAAAAUAGAGUGCAAGCGAUAAAGAGUAAAUUUGAGAAUUUGAACAACGAAAACGCGCCACUUUUAAAAAAAAAAUCACAGUUGUGUAAACAAAAAUAUGGGGCGGAUGAGAAUAACGAGAAAUUCGACGAAAUUAAAUCAAAUAACAACGAAAGACCGGUGGAAUCUGAUUCUUCUGGCGACGACUGGACCCCCAAACCCAACCAGAGUUAUUUGUACAGCAAAAGUGAUGUGAAAAGGACCUUCAGUGACGCUAAAAGUAGUCUUUCGCGACAGACUAGUGACCCGGGUAAAAAACUUCAUAGAAGUCACGCUUUUCGUUGUGAUCGCAGUCAAAUGGGCCCCAAACGCCACGGCAGUUGUAACGGUAGGUCAGAAACCACUGAUUUCACAUUAAAAACGGAGAAAAAGUUAAGCAAAGAGCGGCUAAAGCAACUUGGAAACUUUCUCGAGCUGCAAAUGAAAAAAGAGAACUUUGUGCCAUCUAGUGAGGAAGGAACCAUGCAUAAUUCAGUGCCAGAUGAUCAGGUACCCCCUGAGAUACUGGAGCAGUAUGCUCAAGUUAAUAAACCUAAGAAAAAAGAGGAGAAAUCCGAGGCUAUGACGGACAGCGGUGUUAGUUCUGAGACCGAAAACUUAGAAGAAGAUAAGUCUGGGCGUAUAAAGAAGCUGAUGACUCAGUUUGAAAAACCUGAUGUUCCAGAGCCUGAGACAAAGACUAACUUGGUGUUAAUGGAUGAUCUGGCAGCUUCCAGUGAGACAAUGAAGUUAGAACGUAAAAAUCCUCAUUUAAUCCUAACUGAUACAUUAAAAAAAGCUUUAAAACAACCACUACCCACCGGACCGCCUCCAAAGAAGCCUCCGCGAACAUUUGCAGCUCCAAUCCCAGAGAAACCUCACAAAGACCCUAAAGUUAUGCUGAAGAAACUGGAACAAGUUUUAGAGAGACGUAAAUCUCAAAACCAGAAGAUUACAGAAACAAGUCCCAAGCCGAAGGAAAUGCAUUAUUUAUGCACGGAAAUAUUGGACAUAACUCAACGGACACUUAAUAGUAGUCCAUCAGACCCCAUAUCACGGUGCUUCAACUCCCUGAACUGUACCGUUGGGAACUCCAUGUCUAGUCUUCCUUAUACCAGGCUAAGUACCCACAUAGAGACGGAUGAGAAUACUAAACCCUGUUCUUGUGUAGACAAUGAGUCUAAGUUGCUUUCAUAUACUGAUUCGAAAUGUUUGAAAUGCCAGAGGAAUGAUAAGUAUGAUGGUUUUAAAUGCCAUCUCACAUGCAAAUGUGAGGCAGACCGGGCCAAAUUCUAUGUGGAUGAACAUAUUUACGAUGAACCAUAUAUUGGUGAUGAUGAAGCUGUUAAAAAAAGUAAUUAUGGAACAUUAAACAAUCUGAAGAAUAAAAGCUACAGUAAGAGUCUGGAAGAUCUGCGAGCUAAGGACCAAACAAUCUACGAGAUACCGACAAACGCGCCGCGGUCCACGUCGCCGGACGUAGCGAAAAGUCGGAAAAUGGACUUCGAAAAACUGCUCAAGAAUUUCGAAAACGGUUUCAGUUCAAAGGAAAUGAGUAUUGAAAAGCCCGCAAUGGAACCGAUUGCGGAAAAGUCAUUCGUCGACAAAUCGAUUAUCGAAAAAUCGAUCAAACUAAAUCCGAUGCUGACAGCAAUCAAAGUUUCCAAGUCAACUGAAAAUAUAAUAGAUGUUGGUAAAUAUUUGAAAAGGGACAGGAAGUUUUUGACUGAGACCAAGAGGUAUAGAAACCAUAGUGAUAUGGGGUGCGGUGUUGGGCCGAAAAAAGAAAAUCCUCAGUUGGACGUGGACAAAGAGAAUUUGAAUCGCCUAAUGAUCGAGAUAUACGAGACCGUGACGGCCGCGUGCAACAUGGAAGGUGCCGGCAACAAGCCCGGUAGCUUCCCCACUGACCAGUCAGACGGCAGCACCAGCGAGGACUCAAUAAAACUAACGCGAAGUUUAACAGAAAAAAGGAAAAACUACGUUCGACGCGUAUCAAGCCGCGUUGCAUAUCUCGACACAAAGAGUAUACGGCAAACGAGAUUCCGACACCAGACCUCGAUCUGCUCGUACAAGUCGGAGAUCAUAGACAACCCCUAUUCCACCUUCCGGUCCUGGAAGAGCUUCAGACACUCACAGAGCAACCUGACUAAAGACAAAGUAGACAUGCCGACGGAUUCCAAAUUCAAUCUGACCGAUUCUACGGGAAACGUGAUGUCUAUGAGAUUCGAGAUGGAUAAACUGAGCAUAGACGAGAAGGCGGGAUGUUUGGAUAUAGAGUUGCCUUUGGAGGCGAGGGAGGCUGGGUUGUUCAACUUGUGUUUGCUGGUGGGUUUGAAUUAUAUGACUGGACAGGCGUAUGUGAAGAGCGUGUUUCCUUCACAAGCUCAAAUCCCACCACACAUAGAGAAUCUGGUGUUCCCAGAGACGCUUAGCUCAGCGUCGCGGGGCGAGUGGUGCGCGGACUCCAAGGGAGGGCAGUGUUACUCUCUAGUACUGACUGACGAAAGAGGCGAAAGGUCUUAUGGUUAUUGUCGUCGAGUAUUACCAGAGGGCGCCACCGCUUGUCUACCACUCUGUUACUGUAUUAUUGGGAGAUAUCGUGCCCCCGGAUUUUAUUAUAAGGUGCUUCAAGAAAUCGAAUCGCACCACGGCAGCUCUGACGUGGAGAUCAACUCCAUCCUGCAGCAGCUGUUCGAGACGGACUUCCCGAGCCGCGGGGAGGAGGUCACCGUCUCCUACCACCACACCGGACCUAGCAAGGAGAUGGUCAAAUGCAGCACCAUGCCGGACAUGAGGAGUUCGGCUGGUGGCAGCGAUCUGGAUUACUAUGAUGUGGAGAACAAUAACGGACCUAGGAAGGUGAUGCUCAGCUUUGAAGGGUAUAGGACAAAGACGAUAAAGCGUCCCAUAGAGCCGCGCGUGGACGAGGACAACCUGUCGACGCUGCUGGACCUGCUCGGCGCGGGGCUGGUCAUCAAGGUGUUCGGCUCGCUGCUGCUCGAGAGGAAGGUCAUCAUCAUCGGCGAUCAGCUCACUGCGGUGUCGUCGUGCCUCGAGGCGCUGCAGAGCUCCCUGUACCCGUUCGUGUGGCAGCAGCCGCUGAUCUCGGCGAUCCCGGCGGAGAUACAGACGGACGUGCUGGAGGCGCCGCUGCCGAUCCUCGCCGGCAUGCUGAAGACCAGCGGCGACAUCGACGUGGAGGGGAUACUGUUUGAGGAGGGCAUGCUGAUAGACCUAACGCACCCGUCGAAGGUGCUGUUCUGCCAGAGCGACGAGUCCACCAUCCUGCCCACCUCCAGCUACAAGACGCUCAAGACCUCGCUGCAGAUGGAGUCCACUAAACAUAAGGACAAGCAGGAAGACACAAAGACGCGCAACGUGAUGAUAUCGGAGGCGUUCAUGCGGUUCUUCGUGGACAUCCUGGAUGGCUACUGGCGGUUCUACAGGGACGGCGCCAUGAAGGACGGAGAUAUGGGCAAGGAUGGCGCUGUUUUUGACAAAGACGCAUUCAUAAAGAGCGCAACGUCAAAACAGAAUCAGUAUUUCCUAGAGUGGUUCACGGAGACAGCCAUGUUCAACCACUUCGCCCAAAACAUGGCCACCAAGCAUCUCCACAAGGCCCAAGGUAGCGACAUCGACGUGGCGUAUGUGGAUGCGCCCUUACCCGACUUCUACCAUCUCUUCGACGACAGAAUAUCAAAUAUAACGAGGUUUAACAUGAGCAAGAAUGUCGAGGGAAAGAAUUAUAAAAGCGCCAUGAAUAGGAAGGUUAAAAUGCUGAAGAAUAAGUUGAGGGAUUUGGUAGCAUAACCAGUAAUGGACAGAUAUGGGACCUGAGAUGGAUCAAAGUAACCCGUAAUGAUCAGGAUGAAGUUAAUGGAUAUAGACUGGGUUUGCCAUUUUUGGGUUUUUCUUAGAGGAACCACUUAGAGUUACUGAGGUGUUACGCCAAAAAAGUAUAUUAGCCUAUGCGUCAUAUAUGGCGAUGUAACCAAACAUGGACUUUGUUGGAAUACCCAGUAAAGCAGUAAAUGAAGUUUACGGAAGUAAUGAUGGACACUCGAUGCGUAGUGGAGUAACCAGUAUUGGACACGGUCUUAUCGUCCCAACGGACUAGAGUGGGAUCGAUCAUAUUUAUACUUCAAACACUAACCAACAUUAAUUGUGGGAAAUGUUACUAUCUCCAGUAAUGGACACAUAGUAAGCUUUUUUGUUCCGAAUUCUCGCAAGCAAUAUAUUUGAGCUGAUUAAGAAUAACAUAUCGAGAAGCAAUAUUUCCCAGCCUUUAAACCGCCCAACUGUGGGCUUCACCUCUCCAAUAGAUACCACAUUAAAACAAACCAGUAGCUAUUGUAUAUUUCAAUGGAUUUAUAAUCGGACUAACAUUUUUCAUAGUAUACUAGUGCAUAUCGUAUGUUUGCGGAAAAUAAAAGAAGGAAUGGAAAGAAAAAUAAAACUGGUAUAUUUAUAAUAUUUAUGAUCUAUCUCUUAUGUACUAAUCUGUGAAUUAUCAAAGUUUAUUUUUUUACGGGCAACGCAAAAUUGGCUCCACUGCACCUGAUGGUAAGUGGAGUGUGGUCCAAUAGAAUGUCGACUGACGAGAGAUGAUUACCUCGCGACAGUCAAUACAAUUAUGACGGCCUGUUGAACGGAAUCAUACUACAAAGAAUCUGGAUAUUAUAGUCAGUGUCAUUAAUGAGACCGAGUAUCAUAAUGUUCAAGUAAAUGUAAUCUACAAGUUAAAGUUGACUGCAUUCUUGCUUACGAUUUAAAUGGAAGUUUGACUUUUGUAUUUGGUCGGCCUAUAUUAUCACCCCCUUAUUCAUAGACAUUAUUUAUCUAAGGACGGAGCAUUGCUGUGAUAAUAAGACUGUUUGUUCAGCUUUGUUUAUCUGACAGCCAACUAGAUUCAAGUUGUAUCUCAAUAUUAGCCAAUCACAACGGCCCUAUGUCUACGCUCUGCGACGGCUGCCGUCAGCACUGAGAAACAGACUUGUUAUCACAACAAUGCUUCGUCCUUAGAUAAUAAACGUCUAUGAAUAAGGGGGUUAAUGUUUACUCAAACAUUGUAAAAAGGAUCUUAGAAUAUGACGAGCGCGGUGCCAUACAAUUUGUAAUAAAAAUAUGGUGUUGCUUUAAGAGAGCAAUUUGCUCGUCCUACCUAGUUUAAUGUGGUAUCUACUGGAAGGUGUUUUGCCAAGUUCUAAAACAAGUCUUCCGCGCCAUCUCUCGGUAGAUGGUCGAGACAGACGUCUUGGCUGGACUGAACGAAUAUAGAUCUUAGUUUUUGUUGUAAUUUGUACACCCACUUGUGUCUGGUAAACGUUAGUAUAAAAUAUCGAGUUACUCUAAAGAGCAAUUUUAAACUUCUUGACUGUUGGAGAUUGCGGAUUGAUGUUCUCAAAUUACUUCAGAGAGUCUGAAAUAAUGGACUCGAUGUUUAAGCCCAUAUUACAUUUAAAAUCAGAUUAUUUAUCUGACAAAGAUUCCAUGCUUCUUGUAAAAUAUAAAUAGCAAUAUCGUCCGUGUAUAUCUUGCUAAACGUCAAUUGCUCAUCAGAGUAACUCCGAUCUAUGAUUCUAUCGUAAGAAAUAAGGUAAAAAAGUUAAUGCAGUUGAUAUCAAUAUUGCUGUGGCCACACUAAAGGUAAUGCCUAACACACAUUCGCAAUAUAUAGGGACAUUUUAACAUUGCGUUAAUAAAUGAACCCAUAUAGUCGUCUAUACCUCUGCUAACCCGUGUGGGGGAAAAGGAACCCUCUUAGGAGGGGAGAAGGCCACGAAAUGUUUACGAUUCCUCAUAGGCCUUAUGUGAUUUGGCAAGAAUGAGGUAUACAUACUUAACUGUAUCCCUAGGGCCGCGACAAAUGUCCAUGCUUGGGCGUGUAGUCGGUGUAGACCGACUGCGCAGGAGUUGCUUCAGGGUGAAUUAAUGACAUAAGAUGUUAGUGUGGCCGCAGGUUGACAAUAAGAUAUCAAAUUGUAAUUUGACUACCCGUUAACCAGAACAAGUGGGUUUAACUAUUCCAUUGAUGUAUCAAAACUACAGUUAACAGCCAAUCCUGUUGAAGAUCAAGCAAUCUAGCGAAACUUAGGAAUAAUAAACAAAGUAUCCUUCAAGGAUAAUUAUGAUCUUCAAUUAUUAACACAAUAUUCGUAAAAGGAGGAAAUGUUAACUUAUAGUCACUUCUCUUCAAAUACAGUUAUAUUUUAUUCCUGUCUCAGCAUGGCAGGUUUAGGUAACUUGACAAUUAUCUUUUUUUAAUUACUAGAAUACUGUUUUUGAUAUAUUAAUGGAAUUAAAAACAUGUAUGGGAUGUUCGUGGCUAGAAAUGGAUUCUUAAGUAUAACAUUGCAUAACAUCAAGAUGGCGGCCAUAGUAAGAAAAGGUUCCAAAACAAAAGGAAAUUGCGUUUUUUUCACGAGUUAGUGACGUCAAUCGGUUUUAAAAAGUGAGUAUUAUAUGAGGAAAAACAUCUAUCCGUUUUUUACAUGUCUCUAAGGGUAAAGAUGGUAUUUGCUUUAAUUUUUUCUUUGAAUAUUUAUUUAAGUCUCGUACAUCUCAUCAUGUUUUACAUCACAUUAACCAGUAAUUAUAGUUUUAAUUUAUCUGUUAAUAAUUAGGCCUUAUACUGUUUAAUUUAAGGUAGAAAAUGAUAUAUAGCAAAGUUAAGGAAAAAUAGAUAUACCCAACAAACCUUUUACACUAUUUAUUUUACUACACACAUAAAAACAACAAAAAAUAUAAAAAGGCACAAGGAACAAUACAAUACGAUGGAUUCGUUGCAAUAUGUGUACUACAUGGUAUUGAUUAUGAAUUACCAUAAAUAGUGUGCCUCGCCUAGGAAUCGAACCACGAAACUUCUGAUUUAAAAUACGGAUUCUACCACUGCACUAGAGGUGAUAUGUCCCAUCUACGGCUGUUGGGUGUAUCUGUUUUGAAAUUUGCCUUAAAUAUGCCUUAUGUAUGAAAUGUUAGAGUUGAAAAUCCAGUUGCUGAAGUAUCGACGAUCGCUUUUAUUGUGUUUCGAUCGCGUUGCUAAUCGUUAUGUAUUUGUAUUGUAUACUAUUGUAAAUAUAUUUUUAGAAAUAAAAUUUAUUAUUACAUUCCCUUGAAUCUAUUUAUCUAGUGUUUUUUGACUUUGAUUAUUUGAAUUUGGCCUAAAUCUAUAUAUAAGCAUAUAAAAUAUGAAAAAGGGAUAUAUUCUUCCAUCAAUAUUUUAAUUCAAAAUGUUUAUUACAUUAUGGUAGAGUUACUGAACUAAUUUUGAUGAAAUUUUGUAUUUCGACAACCUCUGGUAUAGAAAAUAGUUUAUGCUCUCGAAAAUGCUGUUUCGAGUUACAAAUUUCAAAAGCCAAACUGUAUGAAAUAAAUAAACCAAACUUGAAAA
Manduca sexta (tobacco hornworm) is the source of this 7781-nucleotide messenger RNA. Its product is annotated as DENN domain-containing protein 2A. The record is from RefSeq and is a predicted model, not a curated record. Lineage: Eukaryota; Metazoa; Arthropoda; Insecta; Lepidoptera; Sphingidae. The coding region runs from base 356 to 4201 and encodes 1281 amino acids. The transcript is spliced from 12 exons.